Anisakis simplex (herring worm) is the source of this 885-nucleotide messenger RNA. The record is from the annotation of a GenBank genome assembly. NCBI's taxonomy places the organism in Eukaryota, Metazoa, Nematoda, Chromadorea, Rhabditida, Anisakidae.
GAGCAGAGUGCGCAGGUGGAAACACCGCCGACGAGACGUGCAGAACGGCCUCGAAGUCGGCAUCCUGAUCGACAACGUCAGCAUGAGGAAUCUGAUGAGACCGAGCCAAGCACGUGUACAUCAGAUAAAGAAAUAAUUGAACGACUCCUUGACAAGUACAAAUCAUAUAAAACUCCUUCCGAAAUUGGUGUUAUUGUUUGGAUCGAGGUAUGGGUCCAAGAAGUGAACUCAGUCAACGAAAUAACAUCAGAUUUCGAUAUGGACAUUUAUGUGACUGAGUUGUGGCUGGAUAAAGCACUUCGUUAUGAGGACAUGAAUCCGUGCAAGUAUAACCUCUCGUUAAACAGUGAGGAAGUGGAUAUGCGAUGGACGAACACAACAGCGCCACUAUCGCUAAUGAAGGAGGAAAUUGUGCUUCCGGAUUUUAUCUUAUCCAAUUAUGGUACCUAUUUGAAACAUGAGAUGUACCCAGCUGGAAUAUGGAAUGAACUAACCAUGACGUUCACAUUUACCAGGCGUUAUGGUUGGUAUAUAUUUCAAGCUUACUUACCAACAUACCUCACAAUUUUCAUCAGUUGGAUCAGCUUCUGUUUGGGUCCAAAGAUGAUCCCAGCUCGAACGAUGCUUGGUGUUAAUUCGUUGCUCGCGUUAACGUUUCAGUUCGGUAAUAUAAUGCGUAAUCUGCCUCGUGUCAGUUAUAUUAAAGCUCUUGAUGUUUGGAUGUUGUCGUGCCUUACCUUUGUUUUUUGCUCACUUCUCGAACUGGCCGUUGUUGGAUCGAUGGGUGCCAUGAGUGAAGUGAGUGCAUAUUCGACAAACUUUUCCCCUGUAACCCUCCCUUAUGCCAUUUUUCUGGCUCAUUUCUUGAUCUGUUCGGUCAAAUGA